Messenger RNA from Prunus persica (peach), 2747 nucleotides. Its product is annotated as mitogen-activated protein kinase kinase kinase 7. Gene Ontology annotation, molecular function: protein kinase activity; ATP binding. NCBI's taxonomy places the organism in Eukaryota, Viridiplantae, Streptophyta, Magnoliopsida, Rosales, Rosaceae. The record is from RefSeq and is a predicted model, not a curated record. Gene Ontology annotation, biological process: protein phosphorylation; signal transduction. Gene Ontology annotation, cellular component: cytoplasm. Bases 693 to 2747 code for a protein of 684 amino acids. The transcript is spliced from 2 exons.
UAAAAGCAAAAACAAAAAGGCGGGUAUGAGUAUUAAAAUUCGGUUAGAACGGUUAAGGCAUUUACUAAAUUGAGAGUGGGAGACAUCGAAGUUGGCGGGAACACUUGGAAGGAGAACCGCACAGAAACAAACCAGUGUCAUCACCCAAGACAUGUAAAUUCCCAAAUCCAACACUUUCUAACAAAAAAGAUAAUUAAAUAAAUAAAAACAGUGCCAAGAAAACUUUUUCCAGGAAGAUCACAUCGCAUACUCAUCUGCUCUGCUGGUUUUAGUUUUCGCUUUGGAGCACUUUCUUCCUGAUAUUCUUUUUUCCUUUUUUCAUUCAUUAGACUAUAAAACUUGCCUGGUGCUCUAAGCUAACUGAAUUUGGCUGGGAAAACUUAGAUGGGUAUGUUUGAUUCUGCUGUUUUAUUGUCUGGUUUCGAGAGAAUUUGGAAAAAACCCAAUUCGUCUCCAUGAUCCUAAUCUCCAUUUUUGUUUAUUGAAGAAGCUAAAUUUGUUGGUCUUUCUUGCUCUACAAGAAAGGACAAUUUGCACGUUUGGUGGUUGCCAUUUCCAUUCUCCACCGACCAUUGUCUCUGGUUAGGCCUUAUCUUUCUGCAGUAAUGAAUUUCUUUCAGAAACUUCAUUGUUAGAGUACUUCAAUUUAGUUUUGAUUUCCAUUUUCAGAUUUUUGUGGUUCGAGUCUUAAAAUGGAGCAAUUUCGAAAGAUUGGGGAGGAUUUGGGAAGUUUAAAGGCCUUGAUGGUGUUCCAAGACAACAUCCAAAUCAAUCAGCGGCAGUGUUUUUUGCUGCUUGAUAUCUUCAGCUCAGCAUAUGAAUCAAUAGCAGAGGAGAUGAAAUAUAAUCUGAGAUUUGAAGAGAAGCACACUAAAUGGAGGGUUCUCGAGCAGCCGUUGAGAGAGCUCCACCGGAUAUUCAAAGAAGGAGAAGCCUACAUCAGGCACUGCUUGGAAACAAAGGAUUGGUGGGCUAAAGCCAUUACUCUCUAUCAGAACUCCGAUUGCAUUGAGUUUCACAUCCAUAACUUACUUUCCUGCAUGCCGAUUGUCAUUGAAGCAAUUGACAUUGCUGGAGAAAUAUCAGGGUGGGGUCAGGAUGAGAUACAAAGGAAGAAAACCGUGUUCGCGGAUAAGUACAAAGAUGACUAUAGAGAUUGGAAACUUUUCAAGUGGAGAUUUGGGAAGCAGUAUUUGAUUACUCAAGAUUUCUGCAAUAGGUUUGACACAACAUGGAAAGAAGAUAGAUGGACUCUUCUCCAUAAAAUCAGAGAAAAGAAACUCUCGGGUUCGACAAAGUACGGGAAACGCCUCAUAGAUCUUCUUUUCAAAAGCUUAGAUGGAUCAGAGUCACAGCCUUUGAAUGGAAAACUCUUACCUAGUUCAAUCCUGGUGGGGUCGAAAGACUACCAGGUGAGGCGACGGCUAGGGGGUGGAAGUCAGUAUAAAGAGAUCCUAUGGCUGGGUGAAAGCUUUGCCUCAAGACACUUCUUCGGGGAUAUUGAACCCCUGCUGCCAGAGAUUUCUUCAUUGUUAUCUCUGUCCCACCCCAACAUAGUGCACUUCCUUUGCGGGUUUACGGAUGAGGAAAAGAAAGAGUGUUUUCUCAUUAUGGAACUGAUGAGCAGAGACCUCUGCAGCCACAUCAAAGAGAUUUGUGGCCCACGAAAACGACUUCCAUUUUCUCUUCCUGUUGCAGUUGAUCUGAUGCUUCAAAUUGCAAGAGGAAUGGAAUAUCUCCACUCGAAGAAAAUCUACCACGGAGAAUUGAAUCCUUGUAACAUACUUGUUAAAGCAAGAGGCAUCUCCACAGAUGGGUACUUGCAAGCCAAGGUUUCAGGUUUUGGUUUAACUUCUGCGAAAAGCCCCAGCCAAAAAAACCUUUCAAAUCAGAAUGGAAGCCUACCUUUCAUAUGGUAUGCUCCGGAAGUUCUGGAAGAGCACGAACAGACAAAAAGUAGUGAGAAAAAGUACACAGAAAAGUCUGAUGUGUAUAGCUUUGGCAUGGUUUGCUUUGAGCUUCUGACAGGCAAAGUGCCUUUUGAGGAUAGUCAUCUUCAAGGAGAGAAGAUGAGCCGAAACAUAAGGGCAGGAGAGAGGCCGUUGUUCCCAUUCUAUUCUCUGAGAUAUGUGACCAACCUCACAAAGAAAUGUUGGCACAGUGACCCUAAUCUACGGCCAAGCUUCUCAUCCAUCUGUCGGAUUCUAAGAUAUAUUAAAAGGUUCCUUGCAAUGAAUCCUGAUUAUAACAGCCAGCUAGACCCACCAGUGCCUAUGGUAGAUUACUGUGAGAUUGAGUCAGGGAUUCUGAGAAAGAUUCCUUCUUGGAAGAGUUGUGAGCAACCACCAGUAUCACAAAUCCCAUUUCAGAUGUUUGUUUAUAGAAUUGCGGAGAGAGAAAGAACAACGUUGAAAGAUACUUCAGAAUCAGGAAGCGAUGGAGCUUCAAUCUGUGGAGAUGAAAUGGUGACCACUCCAGACGAACCAUUCCCGCCCGCGCCUGAGAGGAAGUGUUUAACAUCGCCUGAUAGCAUGAAAAAGAAACUUCCAUUCUUGAAGAAAUCUUCAGAUGUGAAAGCCAACAGACUACCAGGAACACCAAGAGGACGGUCUGUCAGACCACCACAGAUGAGCCCUUGUGGCCGUAGUAUUAGUCUGAGAAUGAGUUCAGAAAGCCAGCUAAUGGCGAUGACUCCAAGAAUACGGAGAACAUCAUCUGGACAUGCCUCAGAUUCUGAGCUCUCCUAG